Messenger RNA from Ceraceosorus bombacis, 1744 nucleotides. The record is from the annotation of a GenBank genome assembly. NCBI's taxonomy places the organism in Eukaryota, Fungi, Basidiomycota, Exobasidiomycetes, Ceraceosorales, Ceraceosoraceae.
AUGCCGACUGCUGUGCGCUCGACCGACUUACCCCCUGCCCGGCCGCCUCCACCCGAUAUGGAUGUGGAUGAGGAUGAUGACUUUGAGCUGGACAAGGCCAUGGCAGGCGUAGAGGAGGCACGGUGAGGUUGGAGCUGCUCAAUGAUGCUGGUACAGCGCUCAGAGCUUUGCUGACUCUGCUCGAGCUGCGUCGAUGAUGCUGCUGACGCUGACGCGCACGACAGGCUGCAAGCGUUGGACACUUCGGAUCCGAUGGUGUUGCUGUCCUACUAUCGCCACUUGCUGCCUUGGAAGAACAUCUUUCUGUGGCUCAACAGGGACGUCGAGGGUGCCAACAUGGCCUCCACCUCAUCUCCUGGCGCAUCUCGCAACUUUACUCAUCGAGAGUUCGCUUUCACACUGGCGAAUGAGGCCUACUUGCGCUACAAUUCCUACGCUACGUGGCAAGAGUUGAAGCGAGACGUGCUCAGAUUGAAUCCGCAAAGAUUCGAGAUUGGUCCGGUUUACAGCGCAAAGGUGAGGAGUGACAUGCGCCCGCGCCUCGAGUCUCGACUCGGCUCGAAUGCGCAGCUGACACCUGCCCACGCCUCGAACCGCUAGCCAAAGGAUCGCAAGACGGUGCAAAAGACGUCAUUCAAACCCGUGUCUCGAGAAGUGGUGUUCGAUAUCGACAUGACUGACUACGACGAGAUUCGCACUUGCUGCAGCGGCAAGGGCAUCUGCAAGAGGUGUUGGGGCUUCAUCGCCGUAGCCGUCGAGGUGCUGGACCAAGCGCUGCGUUUGGACUUUGGCUUCAAGCAUCUGCUGUGGGUCUACUCUGGUAGGCGAGGUAUCCACUGCUGGAUAUCGGAUGAGGAAGCGUGCGCUCUGCCAGACGAUGCUCGCAAAGCCAUCGUUGGCUGGUUGGAAGUCAUCAAGGGCGGUGCAAGCGCUGUCAAGAAGGUCAAUCUGGCAGGCAGCUCGACCAGUGCCAGGCAGCUGCACCCUUCCCUCAGGCGCGCCUUGGACGGCAGCGUGGAUGCUGUCGAUGGCGCAUCCGACGGUCCUCUGAAGCGCGCAUUUGUCGACAUUGUACUCAAGGAUCAAGACGUGUUCCGAGACGCGACGGGCUACAAUCGCUUGCUGGCCUUGCUGCCUUCGGUCGAGACGGAGGCGAUUGCGCGGCUCAAGUCGAAUUGGGAUGCACAGCCGGCUCGCACCUCUUUGGACAAGUGGCAAGACAUUAUGACCAUCGCUGCCAAAGCUGGCGAGAUGAGAGCGCGCACGACGUGGAGACCGGCCAUGGAGGAUAUCAUCCUGCAAUACACCUACCCUCGCAUCGAUGCUGAGGUGUCCAAGCACAUGAACCACUUGCUCAAAGCGCCUUUCGUCGUGCAUCCCGCGACCGGCAGAGUCUGUGUACCGCUGGACCCAAGACAAAUUCAUCAAUUCGAUCCGGACUUGGACGCGCCCACGAUUGGCGAGCUCUUUCGAGAUCUAAACGCAGCACAAAAGGCAGGAGAGGUGGACGACGGCGCAGCGCUCAAGGACAAUCCGACGGCGUGGGAGCACACUCGACUCAAGCCAUUCGUGCAACGAUUCGAAAAGCACUGUAGCGCCAUCGUCCGUCAGACGAGGGAAGCGAAGAGGGGCCAAGGUGAGUGGUACAAAGUAGCACAGUUGUGGCUUUUGGACGGUCGUAGGCUGACUCGCGCUCGCACCUCAUCGUCUCUCGACUCCAGCUCUGGACACGAUGGACUUUUAA